Hibiscus syriacus is the source of this 923-nucleotide messenger RNA. Its product is annotated as T-complex protein 1 subunit alpha-like. Gene Ontology annotation, cellular component: chaperonin-containing T-complex. Gene Ontology annotation, molecular function: ATP-dependent protein folding chaperone; ATP hydrolysis activity; ATP binding. Bases 93 to 770 code for a protein of 225 amino acids. The transcript has 9 exons. Gene Ontology annotation, biological process: protein folding. The record is from RefSeq and is a predicted model, not a curated record. Lineage: Eukaryota; Viridiplantae; Streptophyta; Magnoliopsida; Malvales; Malvaceae.
UUCCAUUUCUUUUAACUCUCUGCAAAUCCCCCUCUUCCCCAACUUCACCUCCCGCCCUCAGAUCCCGAUUUGUUCUUCUUUCGUAACCUCAUAUGGCGAUUGCAGCGCAAGCUCCAGAUAUUCACGGCGACCGUCAAUCUGGUCGGGAUGUUCGCACUCAAAACGUAAUAGCGUGUCAAGCAGUUGCUAAUAUUGUUAAAUCCUCACUCGGCCUGGUUGGACUCGAUAAGAUGCUUGUUGAUGAUAUUUGUGAUGUAACUAAUGAUGGUGCGACGAUCCUCAAGAUGUUAGAAGUUGAGCAUCCCGCUGCAAAGGUACUUGUAGAAUUGGCUGAGCUUCAAGAUCGAGAAGUUGGUGAUGGAACAACCUCGGUUGUUAUUGUAGCUGCAGAAUUUCUUAAGAAAGAAAAUGAUCUGGUUAGGAAUAAAAUUCACCCAACAUCUAUAAUUAGUGGCUUCAGACUAGCUAUGAGGGAAGCAUGCAAAUAUGUCGAAAAGAAGUUGGUUGUGAAAGUUGAGAAGCUUGGGAAAGAUUCUCUAAUAAACUGUGCCAAGACAAGUAUGUCCUCGAAGCUCAUAGCUGGUGACAGUGACUUCUUUGCUAAUUUGGGAAUUAAUGUUUUAAAAGCACAUGGAAAAAGUGCCAGAGAUAGCUACCUACUGAAUGGGUAUGCUCUGAAUACUGGCCGUGCUGCACAAGGAAUGUCCUUGAGAGUUUUCCCUGCCAGGAUUGCUCGUCUUGAUUUUAAUCUCCAGAAGACAAAAAUGUAGUUGGGAGUUCAAGUCUUGGUUACUGAUCCUAGGGAGCUUGAGAAAAUUCGUCAAAGAGAAGCUGAUAUGACGAAAGAACGAAUUGAGAAACUUUUGAAAGCUGGAGCCAAUGUUGUCCUGACUACAAAAGGGAUUGAUGACAUGGCACUCAAG